CCCCUCCUCUACCCCCUAUUCAGCAACUCUCUCUCUAUAAAGCUCUCUGCCUUCUCCGGUACUCUUCGCCUUAUUCAGCAACUCUCUCUCUUUCUCUCUCUUUACAAGUUAAGAUCGUCGACUACAAUGUCGGUAGCUAAGAUGAUGACGACAGUUUUCUUCGCCGUUGUGACGAUUUGGACGGCCGGAACCGACGCUGCUGCUGCGGCGGCGGACUGCUCGAGCCUGGUGAUGAACAUGGUGGACUGUUUGUCGUUCGUGACGAGCGGCAGCACGGUGAAUACGCCGGAGGGGACGUGCUGCUCGGGGCUGAAGACGGUGCUCAAGUCCGACGCGCAGUGCCUCUGUGACGCCUUCAAGAACAGCGCUCAGUUAGGCGUCACUUUGAACGUCUCCAAGGCCUUGUCUCUCCCCACCGCCUGCCACGUUGCCGCUCCUUCUGUCAACAACUGUGGAUUGAGCCUCGUCAGUGGUGCUGCUCCCGCCAUCUCCCCGGUGGCAGGUGCCGCCGCCUCCCCCAGCACGAGUGCGCCAGCAGCAGCCGUGCCGGCAUCAAUAGCAGGAGGGAAUGAGGUUGCAGCUCCAGCACCAUCUCCAGGGGUCACCGGUUCAGCUGCAGGGCUGGCCCUCUCUGUAUCUCUUCUCAUGGCAGUAGUAGCUGCAUCAUCAUUCUCUGUUGUUUGAGUGAGUGACUCCAUUAUUAAUAUUCUAGCUUUGUUGAGAGGAGGGAAGCGGGGAGGGGGGGAUUUGAGGCAGGCAGAAGGGGGCCUCUUUGAGGCCUUUUUGUUUCUACUAGUGUUGUUGUUACUGCUGAGCACUACAUACAUAUAGCAAGGAUUAUUAUUUAGGCUAUUUUUCUGUGUGAGAGCAGAUAAUUUAUUCAUUUUGGUGGCGAGUUGCUUCUUGUUUGCUUAA
Messenger RNA from Diospyros lotus (date-plum), 915 nucleotides. Its product is annotated as non-specific lipid transfer protein GPI-anchored 11-like. The record is from RefSeq and is a predicted model, not a curated record. Bases 127 to 684 code for a protein of 185 amino acids. Gene Ontology annotation, molecular function: lipid binding. Lineage: Eukaryota; Viridiplantae; Streptophyta; Magnoliopsida; Ericales; Ebenaceae. The transcript is spliced from 3 exons. Gene Ontology annotation, biological process: lipid transport.